This is a messenger RNA of Electrophorus electricus (electric eel), 6372 nucleotides long. RefSeq names its product diphosphoinositol pentakisphosphate kinase 1a (gene ppip5k1a). NCBI's taxonomy places the organism in Eukaryota, Metazoa, Chordata, Actinopteri, Gymnotiformes, Gymnotidae. The record is from RefSeq and is a predicted model, not a curated record. Gene Ontology annotation, molecular function: inositol hexakisphosphate kinase activity; 5-diphosphoinositol pentakisphosphate 1-kinase activity. Gene Ontology annotation, biological process: inositol phosphate biosynthetic process; inositol metabolic process. Gene Ontology annotation, cellular component: cytosol.
ACAAGUUAGGUUUCACUCGUAACCUGUCAAAUUUAAAGACAUAUGAGAGCGUCGGGGGAAAAAGCUGUUCAGAUUGUAAAAAAAAAAUUGCUGCUCGUCUCCGUAAAAUGAGGUCACUCUUGCAGUUGUUCAUGGCGGAAUGACUCACUCUGAAGCCUGGAUGAGGAAAAUGGCAAUGGAGAAUUCCAGCAUAACACCUCAGUUCUGCAUUCUUCAGCACCGUCACACACAGCACAUCCAAGCAUUGCACCAGGCAGCCCCCUGAGCCCCCAGGCCCUACCUCUCUAGCUCUUCCUCCCAGGUUUGGGGAAAGCCCUGCCCCCCAACCCUCACCACACUGCCAAACCCUAUCCAACAUCCGAGCCCAGCCCCCACCACCCGGCGGCGGCAGACCACGCUGAGCGUUGGCGGGCGAUGGCGCGGCGGGUCCCGCGGGCUUGCCGCCGUGGACUGUGAUGUCAGAGCCCAGCAGCCCGUGCGAGAGCCAGCGUGGCGCUCCCAGAUUCUUUGUGGGCUGCGAGGAGGAUGAGAACGAGGGCCCAGGCGGCUACGGCACGAUGAGGACCGACCUGGAGCUGUACGACAACAACCAGGAGGAUGACUUUCCUCUUGAGCGUCAGAUCAUGGUGGGGAUUUGCUGCAUGAUGAAGAAGUCCAAGUCCAAGCCCAUGACGCAGAUCCUGGAGCGACUUUGCAAGUUCGAGUACAUCACUGUGGUCAUCUUCCCAGAGGACGUCAUCCUGAACGAGCCUGUGGAGAAAUGGCCCCUCUGCGACUGCCUCAUCUCUUUCCACUCAAAAGGUUUUCCACUGGAUAAGGCAGUGAGUUAUGCCAAACUCCGUAACCCACUGCUAAUCAAUGAUCUUAAUAUGCAGUACUACAUACAAGACAGGAGGGAGGUGUAUCGUAUCCUUCAGGAAGAGGGAAUUGACCUGCCACGCUAUGCUGUGCUGAAUCGGGAUCCGGACAAACCUGAUGAGUGCAACCUGGUGGAAGGUGAGGACCAAGUGGAGGUGAACGGUGAGAUCUUUCCAAAGCCCUUCGUGGAGAAGCCGGUCUCGGCCGAAGAUCACAACGUGUACAUCUACUACCCGACCUCGGCGGGCGGGGGCAGCCAGCGUCUCUUCAGAAAGAUCGGGAGCCGGAGCAGCGUCUAUUCCCCAGAGAGCUGUGUGAGAAAGACCGGCUCAUAUAUAUACGAGGAGUUCAUGCCGACGGAUGGCACAGAUGUGAAGGUCUACACAGUAGGGCCUGAUUACGCCCAUGCGGAAGCACGCAAGUCCCCGGCUCUAGACGGCAAGGUGGAGCGCGACAGCGAGGGCAAAGAGAUCCGCUACCCCGUCAUGCUCACGGCCAUGGAGAAGCUCGUGGCACGCAAGGUCUGCCUGGCUUUCAAGCAAACGGUGUGCGGCUUCGACCUCCUCCGGGCCAAUGGCCACUCCUACGUGUGUGACGUCAAUGGCUUCAGCUUUGUGAAGAACUCAAUGAAAUAUUACGACGACUGUGCCAAAAUACUUGGGAACAUUGUGAUGAGGGAGCUAGCUCCUCAGUUCCAGAUCCCCUGGUCUAUCCCCACCGAGGCUGAGGACAUACCUAUAGUCCCCACCACAUCUGGGACCAUGAUGGAGCUGCGCUGUGUGAUCGCGGUGAUCCGCCACGGAGACCGAACCCCGAAGCAGAAGAUGAAGAUGGAAGUCAGGAAUCCCAUGUUUUUUGAGCUAUUCGAAAAAUAUGGUGGUUACAAGGCUGGCAAGUUGAAACUGAAGAAACCAAAACAGCUGCAGGAAGUGCUGGACAUUACGAGACAGCUGUUGGCUGAUCUGGGGCAGCACAGCGACUGUGAGAUCGAGGAGAAGUCGUCUAAACUGGAGCAGCUCAAGACUGUUCUGGAGAUGUAUGGCCAUUUUUCCGGGAUCAAUAGGAAAGUGCAGUUGACUUACCUUCCCCACGGACGUCCCAAGACCUCCAGUGAGGAGGAAGACACGCGGAAGGACGGCCCAUCCUUGUUACUGGUGUUGAAGUGGGGUGGGGAGCUGACUCCCGCAGGCCGAGUGCAAGCUGAGGAGCUGGGCAGGGCCUUCCGCUGCAUGUACCCUGGAGGCCAAGGAGAUUAUGCCGGCUUCCCCGGUUGUGGCCUGCUUCGACUCCACAGCACCUACCGCCACGACCUGAAGAUCUACGCGUCGGACGAGGGCAGGGUGCAAAUGACAGCGGCUGCGUUUGCUAAGGGCUUGUUGGCGCUGGAAGGCGAGCUCACUCCCAUCCUGGUGCAGAUGGUGAAGAGUGCCAACAUGAACGGUCUGCUGGAUAAUGACAUUGACUCGCUCAGCAGCUGCCAGCACCGCGUCAAAGCUCGGCUCCACGAGAUCAUGCAGAAAGAUCAAGCCUUCGGUGAGGAAGACUUUGAGAAGCUGGCCCCGACCUGCAGCACCUCUUUGUUCAACUCCAUGAAGGCUGUAAAGAAUCCAGUCAGCACUUGUGACGAGGUCUACAGUCUCAUCCAGAGCCUCACCUCCCAGAUCCGCAAGAGGCUCGAAGACCCCAAGUCUGCAGACCUGCAGCUGUACCACAGCGAGACUCUGGAGCUGAUGUUGCAGCGCUGGUCCAAGCUGGAGAGGGAUUUCCGCAUGAAGAGCGGUCGCUACGACAUCAGCAAGAUCCCAGACAUCUAUGACUGUGUCAAGUACGAUGUACAGCACAACAGCUCGCUGGGUCUGGAGGACACGCUGGAGCUUUUCACGCUGUCCCGGGCACUGGCCGACCUCGUCAUACCACAGGAAUAUGGCAUUAGCAAGAUGGAGAAGUUGGACAUCGCAUAUGCCUACUGUCUGCCACUGAUCAGGAAGAUCCAAAUGGAUUUACAGAGGACCCACGAGGACGAGUCUGUCAACAAGCUCCACCCACUCUAUUCCCGCGGCGUGCUUUCACCGGGCAGGCAUGUGCGGACACGGCUAUAUUUCACCAGCGAGAGUCACGUCCACUCCCUGCUGAGCAUCUUCCGAUAUGGAGGCCUGUUGGAUGAGGAUAAGGACCAGCAGUGGAACAGGGCCAUGGACUACCUGAGCGCUGUGUCUGAGCUCAACUACAUGACCCAGAUAGUCAUCAUGCUUUACGAGGACAACAACAAGGACCCUUCCUCUGAGGAGCGCUUUCAUGUGGAGCUGCAUUUCAGUCCUGGGGUGAAAGUGUGCGAGGAGGAGAACGCACCAAUGGGAUUCGGCUUCCGCCCAGCCUCGUCUGAGAAUGACCACAAGCACACAGACCCCGGCAGUCUGGAGAACCUUGUUCAGGACGAGGUAGACCGGGCCCUGCCUCUCUCAGAGUCAAUCAGCGCUCAGCGCCGGUCCCCUCUCAUCCGGAACCGGAAGACCAGCUCCAUGGAGGUGCUGUCAGAAACCUCAUCGUCCAGAGCCGGCAGCUACCGCCUCUUCCCCUCCUGUUCUCGCCAGUCUCCGGAGAUGAAGCAGAGCGGGUUAGGCUCUCAGUGCGCAGGGCUCUUCAGCACCACUGUCCUCGGGGGGUCCUCUAGCGCCCCCAACCUGCAGGACUACGCCCGCACGCACCGCAAAAAAUUCUCCUCUGGCAGUUUGACCUGUAAAGACGAGGUGUUGUCUAUGCCGGCAGUAAAGCGAUUUUCUGUGUCGUUUGCAAAGCAUCCGACUAAUGAGCCUCUGGAGGAGCAGCAGGUGGCGCAGCUGUUAAGGCGCUUCUCCUGCGACCCCAAUGACCCCAACUUCAUUCUGGACAGCGCGCUGGCCCACCACCUCCACCAGUGCUACUACCACCUGCGCCUCUUCCGCAACUGGUUAAUCUCCGGCCAGGACCCUCUUGAGUACCUCUACGGAUUCGAAGGCUGCUCUAUGGUGCCCUCUAUCUACCCGCUGGAGACACUGCACAACUCCCUCUCGCUCAAACAGGUGAACGAGUUCCUGACCGGAGUGUGUGAGAGUGCCGAGGACGCACACAGCAGGACCACCAGAGCUCUCUCAGCCAUGUUCGACUCUCAGAGCACAGCCUCGGUGGACUCCUACAUCCCCCAGCGAGUGCUUUCCUCCUCCGUGGCCCUCCGGCAUCGCUGUGACCGCCCCCCGUGGUACAGUAGCGGUCCCUCCAGUACCGUGUCCAGCGCUGGUCCCUCCUCCCCCACCACAGCUGACACCUCCCCUCGGUUCAGCUUCAGUGAGAAGACCACCCUCACACCCCAGAGCAGUGAGGAGAUCCACUCAGCCCCACCCACAGCUAUCCAGCCCACUGCACCCUCCUCUUUCCCUGGCAGUCCUGCCUCUGAGUCUGGUUCCCCCAGUGCCGCCCUGGCCCCUGAGUCCUACCCAGAGAGACCCAGUGAACUGGCUGUGGACGGAACUGCCUCUACAGAGCUGCUGCUAGCAGACAGCCCAGAUGCUUCACUGCCUGAGGAGCCAGACCCCAGCCCAUCCUGCUCCCCACUGGCUGACGUGAGCCUACGUAUGGAGUCCUUCUGCGGCAUGCCUGGGCCCCUUCCCGUGCUCCUGGAGCUCCGUGAGAGCAGCUCGGAGGCUGGUUCCAGUGCCCAGACGCCCCUCACUCCGGACGAGCCUGAUGAGUUCUUCGACACCCAGGAAUCGGUGGAGGUGUGGAGGGGUGGCCCGGGGAACAUGGCCCACUCUGCCACUCCACUGGAGGUGGGAGCUCCACAUGCAGCCGAGCCUUGAGGAAGCUCUCGGGGUGUAAACCUCCUCCAGCGACGCCUGCUGUGCUGGUCAUGCUCUCACUACAGUGCCUCCAUGAGCUUGAGUCACGUCCCCCGGGACCAACGCAGGUGAUGGGCCGAGUGCUUGACCCGGGCAACGGGUAAUGCGGUCACCUGUACGCACCAAAAGUUAUGGAAAUUAAGGCUGUCUCUGUAGCCCGUUGCAGUCAUACUGCAUGUCCUUUUUUUGCAGUCCUGGUGUUGGCCCCGGAAAUAUCCGAGCUUGAGAGUGCUUUGCUUUAUCGUCUGCAGAUGCUCAGCCUGUGCCCGUCUAUGUUACGCUACUGUUACUACACGUGCAAUAGCUAAAUGGCCAGUGAUGAUGUGAUCAAUGCUGUAAGAUGCACUGAAAAUACAUGCUGUUUGCAUUUUCUUUUUUUGUGGAACUAUCUGGUAUUUCCAACUGCAAAGAAACACUUUCAAUUUUAUUUGCUUCCAUUGGCAAAUAAGGAGAUACUACUUUUUUCCUUUCUUUGCAUUUUGAAAAACAUUUCCAGGUUGCACCCAGGUGUCAUGUCAGAGUUAUGUACUGAGCAUGAUGGAUCUCAUUUCAUUAUCAUUUUCCAGUCCACAUCCAUUACAAAUCCACUGCCCUUAACGCACAGUGCAGUGUGGAGUGAAGACUGAAGACACCACCUACUGAAGAUUUACACCAUUUAUUUAUUUACUGCUCUGUUGCUUUUUUUUUGCCAAAAUCUUCCAGUACCACUAUCAUAACUUAUUAAAUCAUAGAUAUUUACAAAGCAUAUUUUUAAUAUAGAGAUAUAACAAAUUAAUACAUUGUCUCAUCUUUUAGCAAUUUUAUAUUUUUGUAAAACGUAGUACUACAACAGAUUUGAAAUAAUGAAUAUGUUGUUUAUUUUAUCGUGUCUGUUUUUAGAUUCGUUUGUCUUUGUAGCGUUCAGCUUUUUAAAGAGAAAUACACAUUUUGUACUCAAGCCACCAUCGCUUUGUCAGGUCAGCUCGGAUGUGCACUCAGAAUUCCAUUGCGUACCAAUGAAGUGAGAUUCUGUGUUUGGUUUCUUUCUGGUUGUGUUUUUGAUGUACAGUUAAACAAUUACAGGAGAGGUAUUGUAUAAUCUUAAUCAGCAAAGUAUGCUGCUGCCCAAACGUUUACACUGUCCAAUGCUGUUGUGUGUUGAUCUGAACAGAUAACUAGUCUACCUUAAGGGAAGAAUGGGGAUUAUGUGCAGCUCUCUCAGAACUCUAGAUGGUGGGCAUUUUUUAGAUGGUGGGGAAAGUGCACCAAGUGAGACUGCCUCACGUUGCUGCUGUAGGACCGGCAUCCCAUACUGUGGUCACAUGUGACCCCUGUAGACGAAACUACAGUGCAGAAAGGAGACCCACUGGAGUGUGUCGGCUGUACUGAUGAACUACAUGUCACGGUAACUUCUCUGCAGUACCCAAAGGCAAUGGGAGUGGCAAGGAAGCUAACGGAGAUGACGUGUGUACAUGUUGCUUUUUAUUAAAUGUAUAGUUGAUUCACUCACACGCUGAAUCUCCUGAAUCUUCUUUUUACAUUUCCGUGAUCUAGUGCUGCGGGUGUUCUGUAUGCAAUCUGUGCACUGGUGCAUCUCAUUGGCACUUUUUCAAUGUUGCGAUUGAACUGGCUUGUCUACAAUAAAAAGGCGACCUAAUUCAAA